AUGGCGUCGGAUAUCACCAAGCCAGUGUCAGGUUGCACAGGACGCCAUAGAUUUCGGACCAAAAGGACAGGUCAACGACUCGCCAUGGAGAUUGUCUCAUGCUCUGCACCUACAAAGCCAGGAAAGUCUCCACCAACGCCAAUCUUCACGCCUCUCGAAGCUGCAGGGCGCAUCAACUACCACGUAAUCGCGUUGCAGGAAAAGAAGUCCAGAAAGACGGACGUGAGGCAGCUGAGUGAUGGCACACUCAUCAUUCGUGGUGAAAUGGUUCCAUCGCGGAACGUUGGAGCCAUUGGAUUUGUCGUACACCCAUCUGUUGUCCAUAUUGGCGAUUCGCAUGAGAUCCUAUUACCUCGCUUGGCUAUCCUUCGACUCUGUCUUCUGCAUCAGAAAAUCACUAUCAUCAACUGCUAUUCCCCAACAGCAGCAGCUGAUGGUUCGGAACUUGAUGCUUUUUAUGAGGAUUUGGAGUACAUCCGCAAAGAAAAAUCCUUCUAUAAUUUCGUCGUGGGAUCAUCGGAACUACCGUCCAAUGUGCCUGCUGAGCGUGCUUUACAAGCUCAUUACAAAGACUAUUCUCGCUCGCAUAUCAGGACACUAGAUGAAGCCCAACCUCUGGAACAAGCUGGAUUUCGCCAGGGAUUCAGCUGCGUGGAUCACAUCCAGCUAGUAACGAGUAAUGGAUCUGGACCUCGCGAACGUCGCCGCCGCAGUUUAAUUCUAACAACGUGGAUGACGCUAGCGAGAGACAGAAUCGGAUGGGAACAGUGCUGUGGCCUGUACGAUAAAUGA
This is a messenger RNA of Strongylus vulgaris, 792 nucleotides long. Lineage: Eukaryota; Metazoa; Nematoda; Chromadorea; Rhabditida; Strongylidae. The record is from the annotation of a GenBank genome assembly.